UCCCGCCGCCGCUCCCGGGGCGCCGCCGGCUCCCGCGCCCGCCGCCGGCAUGAGGGGGCCCCGGGGCGAGGGGGGCGCGCCCGCGCUGUGCCCGCGCCUCAACCACUCGCUCCCCGGCCCGUCCCCGGGCCUGUGGGCGGCCGAGCGCUCCGCCGCCGCGGCGCGGGCCAACGCGACGGCGCCGCGGGCCGCCGGCCAGGACUGCGGCUCGGUGUCGGUGGCCUUCCCCAUCGCCAUGCUGCUCACCGGCUUCGUGGGCAACGCGCUGGCCAUGCUGCUCGUGUCGCGGAGCUACCGGCGGCGGGAGAGCCGGCGCCGGCAGUCGUUCCUGCUGUGCAUCGGCUGGCUGGCGCUCACCGACCUGGCGGGGCAGCUGCUCACCAGCCCCGUGGUCAUCGCCGUGUACCUGUCGCAGCGGCGCUGGGAGCACCUGGACCCGUCGGGCCGCCUGUGCACCUUCUUCGGCCUCGCCAUGACGGCCUUCGGGCUGUCCUCGCUGCUGGUCGCCAGCGCCAUGGCCGUCGAGCGGGCGCUGGCCAUCCGCGCGCCGCACUGGUACGCGAGCCACCUGCAGACGCGCGCCACCCGCGCCCUGCUGCUCGGCGUGUGGCUCGCGGCGCUCGGCUUCGCGCUGCUGCCGGUGCUGGGCGUCGGCCGCUACGCCGUGCAGUGGCCCGGCACCUGGUGCUUCAUCAGCACGGGCGGCGCGGGCAACGGCACGGGCGCCCCGCGCGACCGCGGCGGCCUCUUCUUCGCCUCCGCCUUCGCCUUCCUGGGGCUGUCGGCGCUGGCCGUCACCUUCGCCUGCAACCUGGCCACCAUCGAGGCGCUCGUGUCGCGCUGCCGCGCCAAGGCCUCGGCGGCGCAGUCGGGCGCGCAGUGGGGCCGCAUCACCACCGAGACGGCCAUCCAGCUCACGGGGAUCCUGUGCGUGCUGUCGGUGUGCUGGACGCCGCUGCUGAUAAUGAUGUUGAAAAUGAUCUUCAAUCAGACAUCAGUGGAGCAGUGCAAGACUCACACCGAAAAGCUGAAAGAAUGCAACUUCUUCUUAAUAGCUGUUCGCCUGGCUUCACUGAACCAGAUCUUGGAUCCCUGGGUUUAUCUGCUGCUAAGAAAGAUCCUUCUUCGAAAGUUUUGUCAGAUCAGACACCACACAAACAGCUACGCAGCCAGCUCCACCUCCUUACCCCACCAGGGCUCCUCAACCUUGAUGUGGAGUGACCAGCCGGAAAGCUGAGAAAAAGAGGGAUCAGAGAGCAGGCAAAGUAAAAGAAGGAUGAAAAACAGGGCCAUCUGAAUGCAGACCUCCUGACCUCCUGCCAAUUGUACCGUGUGCCAUACUUCCCUUCACAAGCAUGUGAGGGAACCCUCCCAAGGCAAGAAAAUGACGUUAUACUCUAGCAGCAGCAGUGACAACAAAUAUUAGUUUCCCCAAAUAUUAGUUUCUUAAAACCACAAAAGCUCUUAUGCACCGCCCCCGCCCCCCGCCCCAGCCUGUCUGUUGAAAGUUGGGCGAGGAGACUCAGCAGCAAGCCACCCUCAUCAGAGACUCGGGCUACCCUAGGGCUUCCAACAGGGCUGGAGCCUGCAGCAGGGAAGGGAGAGCCCUGGAGCAGCACCCACCCACUUCUAGAGCAAGGGGUACUCGGGGCCCACUGAAGGGGUGAGGGAGAGGAUCCUGCCACGUGCGAGAUAAAGGAGAAAUGGAAGGUACUAGAGCAGCACUACUAUGCACACCAGAACCUCAGUAGUUAAGAGUAGAAUAAAAAUGAAGAAAUUAAUGGCAGAA
This is a messenger RNA of Nyctereutes procyonoides (raccoon dog), 1789 nucleotides long. It is a transcript of the gene PTGER3, whose product is annotated as prostaglandin E receptor 3. Bases 50 to 1237 code for a protein of 395 amino acids. Gene Ontology annotation, cellular component: plasma membrane. Gene Ontology annotation, molecular function: prostaglandin E receptor activity. Gene Ontology annotation, biological process: adenylate cyclase-activating G protein-coupled receptor signaling pathway; phospholipase C-activating G protein-coupled receptor signaling pathway; intestine smooth muscle contraction. The transcript is spliced from 4 exons. NCBI's taxonomy places the organism in Eukaryota, Metazoa, Chordata, Mammalia, Carnivora, Canidae. The record is from RefSeq and is a predicted model, not a curated record.